GCAGCUGCAGAACUUCUUUUUUUCCAGCCUGCAUUUUGUCAGGACCAGCCAACCAGCGAGUGCAGUGGAAGCAAAAGCAGGCUACUCUUGUGCUUUUUGAACUGUCAUCUGAUCCAGCCUUCAUCAUAACCAGAGCUCUUUUGAAGCGUGCCAGAGGAAAUGUCAGAACCAACAGCAGAACUCACCAACAAGCCUUUUGCGGUCCAGUUGUCCAAUGUUUAUCUCAGCAUCUUGGCUCUGUUCUGCUUCAAGCUCUUCGUUAAGAUCUCUCUCAACUUGCUAACAUACUUCUAUAUAGUCCGGGGAAACCGUAAAGAAGCUGCCAGAAUAUCAGCAGAGUUCUACGAUUAUGGUCAACAACACAGAUCCUGGGCAGACCGCUCGCCCCUUCACGACGCUGCCAGCCAGGGCCGCCUCCUGGCCCUGAGGACCCUCAUUUUACAGGGUCACAAUGUGAACGUUCUCACCAUAGACCAUGUGACACCCCUUCACGAGGCCUGUCUUGGAGACCAUGUUGCCUGUGCCAGAGCGCUCAUCGACGCAGGAGCAAAUGUCAACGCUUCGACAAUUGAUGGAGUCACCCCUCUGUUCAACGCGUGUACAGUGGGCAGCGUGGCAUGCACUGAAAUUCUUUUGGAAAAUGGAGCAAAACCCCAGAGCCUUGUGCACCAACCUUCACCGAUACACGAGGCGACCAGCAAAGGUCAUUAUGGUUGUGUUGAGGCUCUGGUAACUUGGGGGGCCGAUGUGGACACAGACAUUCCUCACCUGGGCACAGCACUCUACACUGCCUGUGUCUGCCAAGAGCUGGAGUGCGCCAGGAAGCUCCUGAGGGAAGGUGCAAAUGUACAAAAAGGCCGAUUCCUGGAUUCACCCUUACACGCUGCAGCAGAAAAAGAUUGCACAGCUGUCGUAAAGCUGCUGCUGGAUUUCGGUGCUGACAUUAACGCCAGAAACACAGAGUUCCAGAGGCCAGUGGAUGUGGCUCCGCCCAGCAGUCUAACAGAGGGCUUUCUGCUUCUUUAUGAAGCUACACCCCGACUCCUGAGCCAGUUGUGUCGUCAGUGCAUCAGAAACUGUGUUGGUCGGGACAGACUGCACCUUCUUUCCCACCUCCCCCUCCCCAACAGGAUCAAGAGCUACCUGCAGUACCAAUGACCUGCAGGAUCAAUAAACCGUGGGCCUGAAUGUGACUUUAAAGAAGACGCCCUUACCUAAAAAAAUAAUAAUAAUAAGCUAUCAACACCCAAAAUGUAUCAACUCAGUCAGAGUGACUGAUUAAAUUAUGUACAGACAGGAAGCUGCACUGAGAGCAACCAGGGUUCAUGAGUUUUAUAGCACAAAACAAGAAAUAAGUAUUACAAACUAAAUAUUAUCAUUUUGGUCUGCUCAUGUGUUUAGAGAAUGCCUUGAUCUUUCCAAAAACUAUAACCUGAUAAUGCACUUUAAUUAAGAAAUAUUUUAUGAAGUACUAAUAUUGUAUAAAUCAAACUGAAUGAGUGUUCUACAUUUCAUAUUGUGCACUGUUGAA
Messenger RNA from Austrofundulus limnaeus, 1531 nucleotides. It is a transcript of the gene asb5a, whose product is annotated as ankyrin repeat and SOCS box containing 5a. Gene Ontology annotation, molecular function: protein binding. The record is from RefSeq and is a predicted model, not a curated record. Bases 160 to 1158 code for a protein of 332 amino acids. The transcript has 7 exons. NCBI's taxonomy places the organism in Eukaryota, Metazoa, Chordata, Actinopteri, Cyprinodontiformes, Rivulidae. Gene Ontology annotation, biological process: positive regulation of protein catabolic process; protein ubiquitination; intracellular signal transduction.